AUGGAUGCUGAGGACUGUGAGCCAUUCACCGACGUUUACUUGGUCAAGUUUCGUCAUGUCAACAAUGCCAGAUUUGCAAAAAGGAAAUUGGACGAGUUUGUUUUCCUUGGGAAUCGGCUGCAGAUCUCAUAUGCACCCCAAUUUGAGAGCCUUUCUGACACAAAUGAGAAAUUAGAAGGAAGAAGAAAGGAAGUUCUUGCUCGCUUGAACCCUGCAAGAUCCAAAGGGCCUACAGUUCCUUGCGCAAUUACUUUCAAUGAUCCAUUAUUGGGUGGAACUCCAGCACAGAUCAAUAGCAUUUCCCAACCCAUAAACUCCAACCAAAGGGAAUGCCGAGAGUCGGGACAUCUAUUUCCCACUCAAGAUCGUGUUUCCAUCACAACGGUUUCUUCUGACAAGGAUUACUUCUCCUCGCGAUCAAUGAAUCAGACUGUCCAGCUAGUCAGGGAGAAGCUUAAUAAGAUACAAUCAAGUGUCGAGGAUUUAGAAGCUGGGCCGUCCAAGAAAAGGCUAGUGGACAAUAGAAGAAGAAUCUGA
Ilex paraguariensis (yerba mate) is the source of this 537-nucleotide messenger RNA. Lineage: Eukaryota; Viridiplantae; Streptophyta; Magnoliopsida; Aquifoliales; Aquifoliaceae. The record is from the annotation of a GenBank genome assembly.